AUAAGAAAUAGCCUUUCUGCCCGUGGACGCCGCCGAAGAAGCAUCGUUAAAGUCUCUCUUCUCCCUGCCGUCAUGUCUAAGUCAGAGUCUCCUAAAGAGCCCGAACAGCUGAGGAAGCUCUUCAUUGGAGGGUUGAGCUUUGAAACAACCGAUGAGAGCCUGAGGAGCCAUUUUGAGCAAUGGGGAACGCUCACGGACUGUGUGGUAAUGAGAGAUCCAAACACCAAGCGUUCCAGGGGCUUUGGGUUUGUCACAUAUGCCACUGUGGAGGAGGUGGAUGCAGCUAUGAAUGCAAGGCCACACAAGGUGGACGGAAGAGUUGUGGAACCAAAGAGAGCUGUCUCAAGAGAAGAUUCUCAAAGACCAGGUGCCCACUUAACUGUGAAAAAGAUAUUUGUUGGUGGCAUUAAAGAAGACACUGAAGAACAUCACCUAAGAGAUUAUUUUGAACAGUAUGGGAAAAUUGAAGUGAUUGAAAUCAUGACCGACCGAGGCAGUGGCAAGAAAAGGGGCUUUGCCUUUGUAACCUUUGAUGACCAUGACUCCGUGGAUAAGAUUGUCAUUCAGAAAUACCAUACUGUGAAUGGCCACAACUGUGAAGUUAGGAAAGCCCUGUCAAAGCAAGAGAUGGCUAGUGCUUCAUCCAGCCAAAGAGGUCGAAGUGGUUCUGGAAACUUUGGUGGUGGUCGUGGAGGUGGUUUCGGUGGGAAUGACAACUUCGGUCGUGGAGGAAACUUCAGUGGUCGUGGUGGCUUUGGUGGCAGCCGUGGUGGUGGUGGAUAUGGUGGCAGUGGGGAUGGCUAUAAUGGAUUUGGUAAUGAUGGAAGCAAUUUUGGAGGUGGUGGAAGCUACAAUGAUUUUGGCAAUUACAACAAUCAGUCUUCAAAUUUUGGACCCAUGAAGGGAGGAAAUUUUGGAGGCAGAAGCUCUGGCCCCUAUGGCGGUGGAGGCCAAUACUUUGCAAAACCACGAAACCAAGGUGGCUAUGGCGGUUCCAGCAGCAGCAGUAGCUAUGGCAGUGGCAGAAGAUUUUAAUUAGGAAACAAAGCUAAGCAGGAGAGGAGAGCCAGAGAAGUGACAGGGAAGCUACAGGUUACAACAGAUUUGUGAACUCAGCCAAGCACAGUGGUGGCAGGGCCUAGCUGCUACAAAGAAGACAUGUUUUAGACAAAUACUCAUGUGUAUGGGCAAAAAACUCGAGGACUGUAUUUGUGACUAAUUGUAUAACAGGUUAUUUUAGUUUCUGUUCUGUGGAAAGUGUAAAGCAUUCCAACAAAGGGUUUUAAUGUAGAUUUUUUUUUUUUUGCACCCAUGCUGUUGAUUGCUAAAUGUAAUAGUCUGAUCGUGACGCUGAAUAAAUGUCUUUUUUUUAAUGUGCUGUGUAAAGUUAGUCUACUCUGAAGCCAUCUUGGUAAAUUUCCCCAACAGUGUGAAGUUAGAAUUCCUUCAGGGUGAUGCCAGGUUCUAUUUGGAAUUUAUAUACAACCUGCUUGGGUGGAGAAGCCAUUGUCUUCGGAAACCUUGGUGUAGUUGAACUGAUAGUUACUGUUGUGACCUGAAGUUCACCAUUAAAAGGGAUUACCCAAGCAAAAUCAUGGAAUUACUGGUUAUAAAAGUGAUUGUUGGCACAUCCUAUGCAAUAUAUCUAAAUUGAAUAAUGGUACCAGAUAAAAUUAUAGAUGGGAAUGAAGCUUGUGUAUCAUCCAUUAUCAUGUGUAAUCAAUAAACGAUUUAAUUCUCUUGAAAAAAA
Messenger RNA from Piliocolobus tephrosceles (Ugandan red Colobus), 1750 nucleotides. Its product is annotated as heterogeneous nuclear ribonucleoprotein A1. The coding region runs from base 73 to 1035 and encodes 320 amino acids. NCBI's taxonomy places the organism in Eukaryota, Metazoa, Chordata, Mammalia, Primates, Cercopithecidae. Gene Ontology annotation, cellular component: catalytic step 2 spliceosome. The transcript has a single exon. Gene Ontology annotation, biological process: mRNA splicing, via spliceosome. Gene Ontology annotation, molecular function: mRNA 3'-UTR binding. The record is from RefSeq and is a predicted model, not a curated record.